This is a messenger RNA of Paraphaeosphaeria sporulosa, 2439 nucleotides long. Its product is annotated as heavy metal translocatin. NCBI's taxonomy places the organism in Eukaryota, Fungi, Ascomycota, Dothideomycetes, Pleosporales, Didymosphaeriaceae. Gene Ontology annotation, biological process: monoatomic cation transport; copper ion homeostasis. Gene Ontology annotation, cellular component: membrane. The annotation marks the transcript as partial. The record is from RefSeq and is a predicted model, not a curated record. Gene Ontology annotation, molecular function: P-type divalent copper transporter activity; ATP hydrolysis activity; ATP binding. The transcript has 4 exons.
AUGGCCUGCUGCUACAUUGCAGCCUCAUUCAUAGCUUUCAUUAUCCGAAGCUGCGAUGCUCUCGAUAUCAAUUUACAUCUCCAGUACAACGAAUCAGUGGAGCACAGCUAUGAAGACGAAGAAGAAAUGGUUCAGGGCGAUUCCAUCGAGAAAUUAGAUCCUUCUGGCGUGACCAUUGUGUCUAUUAUUGGAAUGACAUGCGCCGCGUGUACAUCAACAGUCGAAUCGGCAUUGAAGGAGGUGCACGGUAUUAACGAAGCAUUGGUCUCCCUGCCAUUUCAAGAAGCGAGAGUAUUGCAUGAGCCGGCAGUACGACAGAAGGAAAUAAUUGAAGCAAUUGAAGCCGUGGGCUAUGACGCAGUUGCCGGGGAAAGAGCUGCCGAGCAGAAAAUUAAUACUCUUCGACACACCGAGGAACUUACGACUCUGCGUGAAUCCCUAAAAGGGCUGUCUUUGUACUCGGGCGCCAUCUUCACUCUCGGCACACUGCUGGAAUGCUCCGGGUGGCAUAUGGCGCUGAACACCGCCCCAAUAAGGCUCAUACGACCCAUUGUCCUCUUUUCUCUAACGCUUGUAGCUGCUACCAAAUAUGGUCGCUGGAUUUUCCGGAACGCAGCAACUGCAGGAAUACAUCUCCGUGUCAAUAUGCACACACUCAUUGCUGCAUCCACGGCAGUGGGUCUGAGCCUAACGUUUCUGAACAUGCUCAGCAUGAACGCUAGGACAGAUGCGCUAUACUUCGACACCAUCAUCGGGGUAUUACUGAUCGUAACUGUUGGAAGAUAUAUGGACUUACUUUCGAGGCGGAGAGCCACGGACACCUUCGCCGGACUUUACUCGCUUUUGGAUCAGACAUCUAAUGUGAAAAUGGCAAAGCUUGACAAGCGCGUCCCUGCAUCCAUGGUUCGAUCAGGCGACGAGAUAGUCAUCGAUGCGUUCAAUAUCGUGCCGUGCGACUGUUAUGUGGUCUCCGGUAAAUCGCAUGUCAAUGAAGCAGUGAUCACCGGCGAGCCACUACCAAAACCUAAAGAAGAGGGCGAUCUGCUCCUUGCAGGCUCACGAAACGGCCCCGCACAACUCCGAGCACGCGUAAAUCAGGAUCUCAAGGGCUCAUUCCUUACGCAACUUGUUCGUAGCGUCGAAAACUCAUUGUCAGCGAAGGUUUCUGUACAGCAUCGAAUCGAUGUCAUCACGCAGUACUUCGUCAGUGGCAUCUUCGCUAUAGCAAUCCCUACAGCGAUCUACACCUUUGUGGCAACUUUUCGCGCUGAAGAUAGUUACGUCGACGCAUUAGACGCAGCCGGUCGGAAGUUGAUGACUAUCCUCGCUGCUGCCUGUCCCUGCGCGUUGGGUCUAGCAACCCCUUGUGCAGUGAUGGCUGGUAUAGAUGUAUCGUGGCGACGAGGCAUGCUCAUGCUCGAGGGUGGGGAUACCAUGGAACGCCUUCAAACAAUUACCCACGUCGUAAUGGACAAGACUGGUACUCUGACAAAAGGUACGCACUCUGUCACUGACAUGUCCAUUAAUGGACGCUGGAAGGGAAAGGAACAAUUGCUGGCGACCCUGGUCUGUGCAGCCGAGGAGCACGGCAUGUCUGCACAUCCACUUGCACUAGCGAUCUUCAGACGACUCCUACCCAUAUCUGAGGAUAUGUGGAGUAAGUACCAGGACGUUGGCGGCGCACGCAAGCCCCUGGAGACCGCUGGACGGGGCGUGAAGUGCGAGGUCAAUCCUGGCGAUGGACUGUGGCGAGCUGUUAGCGUGGGCAACCUCGCAUGGAUGAAGGACAACAACGUGAAGGGCGUUGAAGUGCUCCCUGUCAAGGUCGACAGUGAAGGCUCAACCGUAUUUGUCGGAAUCGAUGGGGACAUAGCUGCCAGUAUUGUCUUACAGGAUGCGUUACGGCCCGACGCGAAGGCCACGAUCGAUGCCUUGAAGGCACAAGGCCUUACGAUUUCAAUGCUUACGGGUGACCAGCCCGUGGAAGCAUGCCGCAUCUCGAACGAGUUAGAAAUACCCGUUAGGGGCUCUGCGGCCACCCCAGAUGUGAAGGUCAAGCACAUCAAGUCCAUCCAAGAAAAAGGUGGCAAAGUCCUGAUGAUUGGCGACGGAAUGAAUGAUGGCCCAAGCCUCGCAACCGCGGAUGUUGGAGUUAUGAUCUCGAAUGGUCGCAAGUGCUUGACAUCUGGAGGAAGUGUACUACUUCUUCAACCACAGCUCGAUUCCAUCUUGACGCUGCUAGAAAUCUCGCGGAAAACGAUGAAGCAGGUAUCGACUAAUAUACGCUGGGUUAUUGCUUAUAACGCGAUAGCGGUCGCACUUGCCAUGGGUUUAGGUUCACCUCUUGGGAUCUCCAUAACCCCACCGAUAGCGGCUGGCAUGAUGUCGGUAUCUUCAUUGUUCAUCACAGUACAGGGUCUGCUCUUGAGAGGAAGACUG